GAUACUUCCUCUAUACCUUCUUGUUCUUGAUUUGUCCACCAGUAACGCUUUCAUCGGCGGGCGAACAGCGCGCGCGAGCCUAGCCCGACCGAUGGACGCGGACGCGGACACGGACGCCGAGGCGCAAUCCGACGCGUCGUCGGGGUCCGGCGUGCCCGAGCCCCGGGACACGCGCGGGGCCAGCGUGAUGCCGCUCAAGGCGGCCUACCAAAAGGUGGAGUCGGACUUCAACAAACUGCAGAAGGCGCAAGUGGAGCGCGAGCUCAAGGUGAGCCGGAAGCUGGAGGAGCUCGCCAAGGGCAUGAGGAAGCAGAUGGAGGAGAAGACGACGGAAGCGCUGACGGACAUGACGGGCAAAGUUUCUGUAGUGACCUUGCUCAAUCACCCGGACACGGAGUCGUUGACCAGCGACAUUUCGCCCUUCGGCCUGGCGGCCGGGCAGAGGGCGCUGCUCUCCCUGAGCCAGAACGUGCAGCGCCUGCAGCACGCCACCGCGCUGCGCGACCGCAAGCUGCAGGCGUGGCUGGAGCGGGGCCUGCAGGGGGUGGAAGGGCGCGCGCGGGACGCCCUGCGCGAGGGCGCACGCGAGGUGGGCGAGCGGCUGGCGGCGCUGGAGGAGCGCCGCCGCCCCGAUCUGCCGCGCGAGCUGGCCGGGCUGGAGUGGAUGCUGGAGGAGCAGCAGCAGCCGCCGCCGCCCGAGGAGCAGGCGGCGCUGGAGGCGCGCUGGCGGGCGCGCGAGGCGGCGCUGGACGCCAGGUGGAGCGCCAUGGAGGCGGCGCUGGAGGAGAGGCGCGCCGCCAUGGAAGCGGCCUUCGAGCAGCGCUGCCGCGAC
Gryllus bimaculatus (two-spotted cricket) is the source of this 832-nucleotide messenger RNA. NCBI's taxonomy places the organism in Eukaryota, Metazoa, Arthropoda, Insecta, Orthoptera, Gryllidae. The record is from the annotation of a GenBank genome assembly.